AUGCAUAGGAAGAAAAACCGAGAAACUCACAACGCAGUGGAAAGGCAUCGAAAGAAGAAGAUUAACUCUGGAAUAAAUAAAAUUGGAGAACUUAUUCCAUGCUCUCCCGCCUUGAAGCAGAGUAAGAACAUGAUACUAGACCAAGCAUACAAGUAUAUCUCCGAGCUGAAAAGGCAGAAUGAUGAAAUUCUAUUGAAUGGAGGAACCAAAGAGCAAGCUGAAGAAAUUGUAAGGCUUCGGAAGCAGUUGAAUGAGCUACAAAAGGAAAAUGACCGUUUUGCAGAGUUACUGAAAGCCAAUGACAUCUGCUUGCACGAUGACCCUACCAUUCAUUGGAAGAGGAAAUUCAAAAGUACAAAAGUUACAAUGGUUAUUUCUUCCAACCAAAUGCAGGACGAUAUAUUAGUCUACACAAAUGGAACCCAGUUAAAUGGAAAUUGCCAGCAGGCUGCGGUACAGAGUUCGCCAGAACAGGCUCUGACCUCUGUGAACAAUACUACACCAGAAACAUGUCUUGAUAUAAUGGAGCCUAUGGCAAUGCCUGAUAUUUGUCCUUUAACAAAUGGCGCUCGACUUCCGACACUGGUUGCACAGCAGGAAGUUCCUGAAUGUCUUCCUACAACCAGGCCUUGUCUGAACACUGUUCAGUGUAACACCACCUCCAGUAGCAGCACUGUACCGAGUGUGCUGAAUGUUUCUAGUAACUGCCCUGGACAGGAAGUUCUUCAGUCCUCCCUUCGCAACUGUGCAUCAACCACUUUAGCUUGUUGUAUGAACACUUCUGCACAAAUUGAACUGGAACAUUCUACAGGCAAUUUUGUGCAGAAUACCUUGGAAACUGCCAACAGCCAUCCUACACAGAGCGUUCUCAGUGUUACUACUAAUACUUGCUUUGCCUUGCCAUUGCACUCUCAGCAGAUCGGUAUGCCAUGUGCAGGGGUGGAGAACCCCAGUGGGAUGACACCACAGUCAUUUUUGGCGUCAUCAUCUGUGAGUAGCCAGAGACCUGAGAUGAUAUCAACAAAGUUUCCUGUUACUGAAUAUUCUCAAAAUAUGUUGGCAUCACAUGUUUGCCAAAAUGCUCCAGUGUCAGUUGGUGGUCUUGUUGUUACAUCACCAUCAUUCAAACUGAGGACAGUGUCUAAUGGAGGUAUGAUGUCUAGUGCAAUGGCCAGCUCAUGGACUGUCUGUUACCCAGCCUGUACAUAUACUGGCAUUUCAGACUCAAACAGUGUUAGUACGUUUUCACGCAUGAGUUCUGCAGGCAAUACACAAACAACAUGGACUACGUUACAGUUAGCAGGCAAUACUGUGCAUCCUGUCAGUCAGGGGUGCUGUAGUAUGUUGCCAGUGCCAGUAAAUGAAAAUCCGAGCGCCCGAAGUACAUUCUCCAUUUCAGAAAGUGGCCAACUGUUUAAUAAUGUCACUGUAGUUCCUUCAGGUACAACAGCAUAUGAGGGGGUUUCACUCUCUUCCACAUGCAAGCAACUCAAGCAGCAGACGGCAGUUACUAUGCAGCCUCCCCUACAACCUCUACCCUUGCAGUCAGUUCUAGCGCAGCCACAAAUUCCAGUCCGGUCAGCUGCCAAAAUGGUCUCAUUGCUUCCUCCCUUGCAAGUAAUUCAGAUGACCCGCCCUGCAGGGACAUCUGUCUCUUCCACUCCCAAUAAUCCGAAUCUGAUCAUCCUCCAGCCAGCUAAUCCCACCUCACCUGCUGUAGUGAGAGGUGCCCUCAACAGUCAGGCACCAGGUCAGCAAAUUGUUAUUAUACAAGCAGCCAAUCAAAAUGCUGUAUCCGUCGUCCCAGCUCAAACGAGUAAUAGGUUACCAACCCUUGACUCCAGUCAAUUGAUAUGCAGCAACGGGAACACACAGAACACUCCUAAUAUUCAGACAGUGGGAGGGAAGCACCUUGUUCACAUAUUGCCACGGCCUGUAUCUUCAUCUGCUUCCACGAGCUCUCAGCCCUGCACUACAGUGGGAUCAGGCCAGCAGCAGCAGCAGCAGCAGCAGACUAUCUCUGUCAAUGGUCAGUUAUUUGCUCUGCAGCCACUAAAGCAGUCAGGGGUGUCCAGCCAGAACACUAUGCAAAUCAUUCAGCCAACAACCAGUGCCGAUCCAAAUACCAAUGUGGCUCUUAACACUUUUGGCGCAUUGACAAACCUCAGCCAAAGUAUCUCACAGAUGGCAGAGCAAGGGGGCUUACAACUGAGUAAUGACCAGUCACCCAGUUCUUCAGCUCCUGCCAAGGGCCAGGUUAUUAGUGGCAACACCUCUGCAUCUGACACCACGAUGGCCAACACAAGCACAGAUAUUUCGAGGGCAUCAUUGUGGCACACAAGCAGUUCAUGCUCCAAAACCUCCCCUCUUGGACCACCCUCUAGCUGUAAAACUAAAAAGCUGCAAAAGAAACCCCUCUCUACAAAACAAGGAGCCGCAAGGAAGACCACAUGUACAGGGAGCAAAUCAAAGGUGGCUGCCAAUUGCAAUCAAAAUAACAAAUUCAUUAAAGAUAUUUCAUUGCAUUCACUAACCAGCGAUGAUCAAAUUUCAUCAUCACAAGGGUUAAUAUCCCAACAAUCAUCACUGUCUCAGAUUCCAACAUUAGUGGUAGCUACAGCGGUCACUUCUGUCCCUUCACAGGAAGCAGUGGACACCCAGCAACCAGCGGCCAGACUGUCUCAACAUGUACACCCACCACAUUUAACAGGACCAGCAGUGGCUGAAUCAUUCUCUCAAGAACAGCCUGACAUACUGUCAGAAAUUUCAGCUGCAUCAACAUUAGUUGUAUCAUUACCAUCUUCUUCAUUUCGAGGUGAUUUGCUAAAGAAUGUUUCAUGUGUACCAUCCUCCCCGUGUGUAAUCACAGAUGUAUCAACAUCAGUUCCAACGUCAUCACUGUACAGUUCAAAUGCAGCUCUUCAAGCAUCAAGAGCAUUUUCAAUAGACAAAGGCAGUGACUUGGUGGAUUUGCAAACUGCUGUAGCAAAUGUUUGUCACACACCUGGGAUUACUGGUGUUUCUGCACAGUUAGAAUCUCUUGAAGCAGCACAGCAGCAGUGCAGCGGGUGUGACAAAGAAAAGAUCCAAGACUGGCACAAAGGGCGAUUAGAAAUGAGCAAGUUUGCAACAACUAAAGAAGUUAGUAAUCAAGUCAGCAGUAACAUGAUUCAUGGAAUGACACACGGAGAAAAAACAUCAUCGAAUGAGAAAAGCUCCUUGCUCUCUUUUGUGAAAGAUUCCUGUGCUGACAGUGAGCUCUGUGUUGACAGUUCUAGAGAGACCUCGGCCAGCAUGUCGUUUUAUGAAAAGGACGAACCCCAUAAAGACAUUUUGCUGGUAAGCACAGAGAUUGAAAGUGGUGUGCAGCAGCAGCUGUGCAACCCUGAUCAAGAUAGUAUGGCAGGUUCCUUAGUUUCGCACCGGCAGACUGAGUCACCCAUGUCCACCAGCUCAGGCAGUAGCCGUGGCUUUUCUGUUGCCUCCAUGCUGCCAGACACCACCCGAGAGGAUGCAUCUUGCAUCAGUACAAUGUCCAACACCUUUAAUAACUACAACUUAUCUGAGCCAAAUGACAUUGUCGCCCUUGCUGCUCGAGCAAUCUUCGAACAUGGAAGUCCAGGCAAAAAUUUGACUUCAGACGUUACUGUAUGUGAUGUUCAGGCCAAAGCUCAGAAAAUUCCCUUUGCAGAUAAAGAAGUGUGUGCAAGUCAACAGUCUGUUAAAAGCCUGAGUGUUAAAGAGAAUAGUCCAAACUUCUCAGAGGCUAGUGCAGCUGAAGGUCAAGUACAACAAUCACUGCCAGUGGAUACCAACUCAAAAGGAAUGCCCAUUACUAAGACUUCAAGUUCUGUUGUAAAAGAACUCUCAAAUAUGCCACUGAUUUGCAAAUCUUCUGGCUCUGCUAACCUGAGUGUUAUUAACCAUGCCUGUCACAGUGAAGCUAAUCAAAUGCGUGUCUGCUCUUCAGGUGAAACCCUACUUGCAGAGCAGCUUCCAGUCUGUGCUCCAGCUGAUCUUUGUAGUGAAGCCACUACAUAUACUGAACAGUCUUCCCAACCCACCCUGUUAGCAGAAUAUUCUCACGAGCAGCUAGAUUCUGUGAAAGGUAACUCGCACUCUUCUCUUGUUUUGGAGCCACAUUUGAAGCAAAGCAAUGAGAGUCGAAAAGAUGCAACGAAACGGACUGGGCCAGAUGACCACUUGAUCUCAACAGCAAAGAGACAAAAGCAAUGCCAGAAUGCAGCCAUGAAACUUGAAGGAAAGUCCGCGGUAAGUACAGUUCCAGAACAACGUAUUUCCGAAUGUGGUCAAACAUUUAUCAGUCAGUUGCCAACAAAUUCUUCAAGUUUAUUAGUCUCAAGUAGUAAUCCAGGACACGCAGAUCGUCUUAGCCCUUUGUUCCCACCAACUAACUUCCCAACUUCAAAUGCGACUGAAACUUUAAGGCCAACAGAAGCUCAUUGCAACGUACAGCCGCGAAUGCAGGAGGGACAAGGACAACAGCUGCAGCAGCAUGUGGUAUCCCAGCAGACGGUCUCCUCGCAGACUGGCCUGAAUGUGCACCAUGGUCACAUGUAUUACAAACACCAUCAGGGGCAGAUACGAGAAAGAAAUUUAUACCACCUCCAGCAUCAGCUUCCACACAAUGAGAGCUCAAUCCAGCCCCAUACUCAUGCUGCCCAGCAGUCCCGCACUGCACAGCAAGAAAUCCAAAUGCAGAAGAAACGAGGGGUCAUGCGAGGAAGUCAAGCUCCUCAACUAUCAAUGCAGCAAAAGCAACAUCCAAGUGGUAGUAGUCAAGGACGCCAGAAAGGGAAUCACCAUCAACAUCAUCCGCACCACCACCAUCAGCAACAACUUCAGCAAAUGCCACAUCCACACUUUGGAAAUUCACAACAAGAUAAAAGGUGUGACAAUUCUGUGACUAACAGAAACCAUCACAGCAGUCAUAAUCAGAACCUCCACAGCCAGGAUCUCAUGCACCAGCAGCAGCAGGAUAAUGCGAGAAGUGGGCCUCAGGGGUCCGUGACCCCUUCAGAACAAGCUGGGCAGUCUCGCAUCCAGAGGUUGUUAAGCUCAAGGUCAUUGGAUCAGCAGAUGGCUUCUAAAUCCAACGCUGUGUCGCGGCCUUCAGAAAUGCAGUUUACUUCUCACAGACAGGAGAGGAACAGAAUUUCUAGUUAUUCUGCAGAGGCUUUGAUCAGAAAAGUACCUUCAAAUGCAGAAUCCCGAAUGGGAAUGGCAGUGCAGAGCCCUCGAAAUAAUCUGGAGCAGUCUGAAAUGCGAACCUAUCUUGAUUUAUCAAUAAACAAGAACCUGCCUGUUCACAGCUUGCACACUAAGUUGUCUCUGGACCAUUGCAUAAAUUCUGAAGUUCAAAGCCUUCCUGACUGUCCUCCUUUUAAAGUGAACGUGACAACUCAAGGUGUUGGCACUUUUGAGGUGCAGUCAUCAAGGGGUAAUGAGAUGGUUAAUAGUAUGCCAGCACACAGAGGAAUGCAGUCACAUGGCUUCAAGCUGGGGCAGGGUACAGUGACUGAGAGGCAAGCCAGGUUGCCUUAUUUGCCAAUGCAAGGCAUCUCAUCAGGAAGUGGAGUUUCUUUAAGGGAGAAUGAAGGUUCCUGCCAUCAGAGCUUCAUGCAAAGUCUACUAGCUCCUCCACUCAAUGAGCAAAUAGGUCCAAGCCAAAGGUCAGUGUCAGAACACCCAAGGAACACACAGUGUCUCCCUCCAGCAACUAUUGAAUACAGUUGCCCAUCUGCAAGAGAAGGAGUUCACAUCAGAAGGGAUGGUGAGCUGCAGAAUCGUGAAAGCUGUGACAUGACUUUAGGUGCACACAGUUCAAGAAACAGCUCUUUAAGCAUCUCCUACUCAAAUCCUUCCUCUGUGGCAGACAGUCAGGGCCGGAACACUAGUCCAAAUGUGUCAGCUCAGAAGAACUCCCUCAGAAUGAACGAAAGUCAAGGAAGUAAGUGUCACCCAAAUUCACAGGUCUCUCCCAAUGUGCAUGGAGCGGUUAGACCAGUGAUGUCUCAUGCUACAGUUUCCCACGGUGGGAAUGAACAAGGGCACUCAAUUCAGCAGCCCAAUUCCUCAGGGGUUACCCAGCGUGUACGUCACCCAGCCCAGGAGGGGUCAGCUUCCAAAAUGCGGCAGACUGAUCGAUCUCGCUCUGGGAACCACAGAAGUGGGAAUGUUUUUGAGCAUGGACUUCAGUUGCCCCUAGCGUCUAGUGGCAGCAUGAUCCUUGGUCGUCAGCAGCCAGUGGGGGCUCGGACAGGAAGCAUUGUGCGUUUUAUGACUGAUGGGCAGCAAUUACCAAACGAUAAUUUAACUCCUGACCAGCACUCGCUAUCUCAGAACUUUGGAUUCCCCUUCAUCCCAGAAAGUAGCAUAAAUCCUCCAAUUAAUGCAAACCCAUCAUUCAUUCCUCCGGUAACCCAGCCGGGUGCAAAUCGUACCCCAGCACUCAUACCAGUUGAACCACAGAAUCCUCUGUCCUCAUUUUACCCUCCAUACUCUCCAGCUCAUCCCAACCUUUCCAAUGACCUCUCCAUCCCCUACUUUUCCAAUCAGAUCUUCAGCAGUCCAAGCACGGAGAAAGCCAACACUGGGGGACUUAACAACCCAUUUGGGUCCAUUCUGUCUCCCCCUCGGCCAGUUGGCUUCCCUCAACCAAACUUUCCCCUUCUCCCUGAAAUCCCAGCCAGACCUAUGGCCAACACUUCUAGCAUCACCCCACACCUCUCCAACUUCAACCUCACCACUCUCUUCCCUGAAAUUGCUGCUGCUCCCCUUGCCCCAGAUAGUACAGCCAUGCCCAUGUCACCUUUGUUGCCUUUAACCAACCCAGCUCUUUCAGACGUCUCUAAACAACACUCGAACCGAUCUGCUCAUAAUAUAAGUCACAUACUGGGCCACGAUGGUAGCUCUGCUGUGUAGGAUUGGAUGCUGCUUAAUCUUUAUUUUUGUGGGACUGUUAUAGUUGCACGUGUUUUAUUGAGUGGUCAGGUGGAUUACAAUCUGUUUGUGGGUAUUAGUUGUCCACCUGUGAAGUCCAAAAAUGAUCACUACCCUUCCUCCUGCCAGACCCAGCAUCACCACAAUCUUUAGUUUUGUCUCCUUAAACAUACACUAUGUUGACAUAUGCAAGAUACUUUCUGUUUGCUUUCAUUUGCAGACAUAUCUCAGUGGGGCCUUUGAGGUGAGUGAAUUGGACAGGAGGAGGAUGAAUACAGCUAUAAUCUAGUGGUCAUCUACUGUUACUGAUACAAAACAUAUUUGUGUGCCACACAAAGUGCUGUUAAUAAGGACAAUUUUCGGAACCCGCAGGCAGCAUAAUGUGUCUUGUAUAUAUUGUAUUAGUAUAGGUUUGCAAUAUAUUAAUGGUUCAAGGCAUUCAUAGGACUGAAUAAGCAUUAAUUUGUAAAUAGGUGGGAAAAUGAUUAGCGCACCAUCAUGGCAGCAAGUAUUUGUUGGGUCUGAUGUUGAAACAUUAUUUUGAGCACAGAGUACUAUUACAGUUUGUGACUAGCAGCUUACCUUGCUGCUUUGCCUGUGUAAGAAGAGUGAGUUUUAACACAAGCUUUUGGCUUUUUCAUAAUGUCCCAAACAUAAGUCAUGCUAUUAUAAAACUCGUGGAAGUACAAUCAGUUUCUCGAUUAGGAUAAAUCUCUUCAUGAAUUAUGCCCAUUAAAUCAAAUUUGCCUGAGUAAGUUUACUUAAUUAGACAAUCGAUUGCUCCCCCCACCCACUCAUGUAUUUAAAAUUCUUCAGACAAGUCAGGCUGCCAUUAACUCAAGGUGAAGGGUAGACAGAGGGGAAACAUUUUAAUACAGAAUUUAUUUUGUGGAUGAGGUGCUGAAUAAUUUGAGUGUUGUACAAGAUAUUUAAAUAAAAGU
Molecule: messenger RNA, 7904 nt
Organism: Hemiscyllium ocellatum (epaulette shark)
Lineage: Eukaryota; Metazoa; Chordata; Chondrichthyes; Orectolobiformes; Hemiscylliidae
Product: basic helix-loop-helix domain-containing protein USF3
Exons: 4
Coding region: 1-6945 (2314 amino acids)
Molecular function (GO): protein dimerization activity
Source: RefSeq, a predicted model, not a curated record